Molecule: messenger RNA, 1191 nt
Organism: Lindgomyces ingoldianus
Lineage: Eukaryota; Fungi; Ascomycota; Dothideomycetes; Pleosporales; Lindgomycetaceae
Exons: 1
Coding region: 1-1191 (396 amino acids)
Source: RefSeq, a predicted model, not a curated record
AUGGCGGAUGCUGUGCGAAUAAGUGACGAUCAGUUCCGCCGCAUCUAUGAAGCUGGGUUUACUUUAUGGGCUCAGCUUCAUCAUAACAGCAAGAACUCCAACCUUCCUGUCUAUUGCCUCCGCCUCCAGGACGCGUUUUGCAUGCAGCCGUUCUUUCCGCGUAAUCUGAACCUCAAGCAAGAUGAGACUCGGGUUCUAGCUACUGGAUAUUCCUUCUGGGAAUUGACGGGAGCAGAUUGCAAGUACGGGUUGCCGUCGUUUCGGCAACAGGUCAAAAUAGGUGUGACAGCCGGGGCUCCAAUUUCGCUAUUAAUAACGGGGACGCAAAACGAUUCUGGCUGCGCAUCAUGGUUUAUUCGUGACGACAACUACCUUGCUAUCCUGAUACUGGCCUGGGCAUAUAUCCUAUCGGCCCGCUGGACAGAAGUCAUGCCUGGACCUUGCACCCUAACGUACACCGAGAGUCAGGCAACAUACCACGACGCUACAAAUCACCAGAAUAAUCGGAAUUGUAUUGAUGUUGACAUUGGUGGUGUAAGUCCGGAAGAGGCUCGAUGGUGGGCCGCCAUUCUAGCACGGGGCCAGGGUUGGCAAGCGACCAUGACAUUUGAGCACAAUACCUCGCUAUCGCCUUGGUCGAUCCACCUUCAGCGGAGCCCCCAGUUUGUUUUAUCGCGGACAUUAGGCGAAUCACUUUUGCGGUGCUCGAUCCCGUCCUUUGCUGACUCUUACAGCUAUCUCACCAAAUUCUGCAUAUAUCACAAUAUUAUCGACCAGAGCCACACUGCACUCGCUGCUGUUCUUUUGCUGCCAUCUAUGGGCGCCUCUCGAAUAUUGCAACUCCCAAUCCCUAGAAUCAGCACACGGAAGCGAUCAGAAGACCUAUUCACCUGCCCCGGUGGCUCAUUACAGCAUAACUGGGUGCACCAAGAUCACUUGGACAAGCUUCUCACCUUAAGCUGCAACAUCAGGGGCAUACGUCCUAUGCUUCUCAGCGUUUUCUACGAACCAAGCAUAGAAUGCAAUGCCGUCUCUGCAUGGCUUCAAGGAGCUCUGGCUGCUAUUGGUUCUUUGACCAAGAACAAUCUAUGCCCUGCCAGCCGCUCUUCUCUCCGGAGAGCGGAUUAUCCGGCGAGCACUAAAAGGAAGAGAGAAGGCACUUGGGGCAGCCUACCCAGACACGCUUACUAG